Molecule: messenger RNA, 750 nt
Organism: Sphenostylis stenocarpa
Lineage: Eukaryota; Viridiplantae; Streptophyta; Magnoliopsida; Fabales; Fabaceae
Source: the annotation of a GenBank genome assembly
AUGCAUCCCGCCCAGUCCACCGCCUUCAUCGUCCCCACCGCCUGGUCCGGCCGCGUGUGGGGCCGCACCCUGUGCUCCACGGACUCCGCCGGAAAAUUCUCCUGCCUCACCGGAGACUGCGGUUCCUCCGCCGUGGAAUGCAAUGGCGGAGGCGCCACCCCGCCAGCCACACUGGCGGAGUUCACCUUGAACGGGGGCGGCGGACUGGAUUUCUACGACGUCAGCAUGGUGGACGGGUACAACCUCCCCAUGCUGGUGGAGGCGCAAGGCGGCGGUGGGAACUGCACCGCAACGGGAUGCGCGGUGGACUUGAACGGAGGGUGUCCGGCGGAGCUGAAGGUGAAGGCGGCUAGUGGGGAGGGCGUGGCGUGCAAGAGCGCGUGUGAAGCCUUCGGGGAUCCGCGGUAUUGUUGUAGUGGGCCCUACGCGACGCCUGAGACAUGCAAGGCAAGUUGGUACUCGCAAUUGUUCAAAAGCGCGUGCCCACGCGCCUAUAGCUUCGCAUACGAUGAUGCCACGAGCACCUUCACCUGUGCCUCCGCGAAUUACCGCAUCACUUUCUGUCCCUCUUCCACCAAAAGCUCCAUCAUGAAAUCAGGAAAUGGGAAAUUCCCAGCUGCAGUAGAUAUCUCAGUUGGCCACGCUUAUGGUGUGAAGUCACGCAAGGUCAUGCCAUUAGCCAUUGCCACUGUUUCUUUAACAAUAUCUCAGCUGAGCCUCCUUCUCUCUCCAUCUUCAAAGUUCAGUUGA